This is a messenger RNA of Caenorhabditis angaria, 612 nucleotides long. NCBI's taxonomy places the organism in Eukaryota, Metazoa, Nematoda, Chromadorea, Rhabditida, Rhabditidae. The record is from the annotation of a GenBank genome assembly.
AUGUUGAUCCGGGGCGCUAGUCGGACGCUGUUGAGCACAACUGGUGUAGACGGUUAGUAGCAGGUUUGGUGGGUCACCACUUUUGUAGAAUAUUUCCCAAAUAACAAUUUAUUAGAAAUACAAUACAAAAUAAUAGGAAUACAAAAUAAAACAUAACCUUAACUCCCGUUAUGUGAUUUAUAUAAAGUUUAACUAAUACGAAUUUAUCCUAAAUAUAUCAACGAUUAUUCUACUGUAAUUUGCAGCUUUUUUUGCAGCAUUUGCAAACGUUUUGUACGUUUGCAUCUCAAAUAUACUUAGUAUUUGACAGAACCCUCCCAAAAAUUCCCACCUCAACAUUAUUUCCAAUUUCAAUUUCCAGCCAAAAAUCCCAUCUCGGUGCUCAUGGAAAUCUGCUCAAAACGUCGUUGGCCAGCGCCGCAAUUCAAUUGCGAAGAGUUCGGCCGCGACGCGAAUCGUCAAUUCAUUUGGACCGUCGUCGUCAACAACGCCUUCUUCCGUCCGAUGGGCGGCUCGAAAUCGAAAAAAGAGGGAAAAGCGGUGGUGGCUCAGGUGGCUCUUCAAUCAAUGGGUUUUGUGCCAAGAGAUCCGGAUUUACCUGUUUGUAUGUAA